This is a messenger RNA of Parus major (Great Tit), 786 nucleotides long. RefSeq names its product mitochondrial ribosomal protein L40 (gene MRPL40). Lineage: Eukaryota; Metazoa; Chordata; Aves; Passeriformes; Paridae. The transcript is spliced from 4 exons. Bases 43 to 639 code for a protein of 198 amino acids. Gene Ontology annotation, cellular component: mitochondrial ribosome; mitochondrial large ribosomal subunit. The record is from RefSeq and is a predicted model, not a curated record.
GGUCGGAGUGCGGCCGGCGGGGGCUCGGCGCAGCGCGGGGCCAUGUGGGCGGCGGCGGCGGCGCGGGGGCUCCGCGGGGCCCGGCUCAGCUCCUGGCUGCCCCAAAUAGUCCUGCUCCGAGAGAGUCACUGGCAGAGUUCAUUGCUGGAGUUCAGGACAUCCAUCCCUGUGAGAGCACAACCAAAGAAGAAAAAGAAAGUGGAUGUGAAGAAAGAGCAAGCACAGAAGGAGCGUAUGAAGAAAAAGCUUAAAAAGUUGGAAAAAGCUGCCCCAGAACUGAUUCCAAUUGAGGAUUUUAUAACACCACUUAAGUACUCAGAGAGCAACAGGGUGCGGAGUCUUCCCACUCUCUCUCCUGAAGAGACUGAAAGAAGAGUUUUGCUUUUGAAGAAGUGGUGUUUGUUUAAGCAGAAACAAGAUGAGGCAGAAAAGAAAGCAAUUAAGGCCCUCGUAGAAUCUCAGCAAGAGGCGCUGAAGGAAUUGCGCCUGGAAUCCGAGGAGCUGUAUGAGGCAGCAAUCCGGAGGGAUGAGGGCCUUUUCCCCUUCGAGAGGGAGGGACCCCGUUACACCCCUCCCCUUCCUGGCUAUGAUCCACCCGAAGGAAAGUGCAUUGACAUCACCAAGGUGUACACGCAGUGAUGGAGGAGCUCCUGCUCCAGUUGCCAAGGAGGUGCUCAGCCAACUUGAAGAAAGAAAGAUUGGAAUAAGAACAAACAAUUCUUCCUGCAGGUUACAACACUGCAAGAUGUGACUGUAAAAAAAUAAAUGAAGAACCUCUGUGUUUUA